This is a messenger RNA of Saccostrea echinata, 812 nucleotides long. Its product is annotated as gamma-interferon-inducible lysosomal thiol reductase-like. The transcript is spliced from 8 exons. Lineage: Eukaryota; Metazoa; Mollusca; Bivalvia; Ostreida; Ostreidae. The record is from RefSeq and is a predicted model, not a curated record. Gene Ontology annotation, molecular function: oxidoreductase activity, acting on a sulfur group of donors, disulfide as acceptor. Bases 29 to 790 code for a protein of 253 amino acids.
AUAAUCAUGUGACUGUUAGCCAAAAACAAUGUUGAAGCUAGCAGUAUAUUUCUCUAUUGUGGCUCUCGCUGCAUCUUCGGCUAGGAAAUGUAAUUUACCACCAGAAUUUUGGUGUAGUUCAGAGGAAGUAGCUACACUGUGUCAGGUGACCGAGCAAUGCCACCACUACUAUCAGUCCACAGGCAAGGCAGAUAAAGUGAAACUUACACUGUACUUUGAAUCCAUGUGUCCAGAUUGCAAGAACUUUUUCCGUAACCAGUUGACUAAGACAUACAAUGCAAUAGGGGAAAUCAUGGAUCUUACACUUGUUCCUUAUGGGAAUGCAAGGGAAAAAAAGGAUGAAACUGGUCAGUGGAGUUUUACUUGUCAGCAUGGAGAGGAUGAAUGUGUGGGAAACCUGAUUGAGACCUGUGCAAUUCAUAUACUGAAGAAUAUCACCAGUUACUUUCCUUUCAUCAGCUGCAUUGAACAUGAUCAGUUUGGAACACCAAAAUUUUCAGCAAACAAAUGUGCCAAAAGUCAAGGUAUUGAUCUGAAGCCUAUCUUGGAUUGCUCCACCAGUCAACUCGGAAAUAGCCUUGAACAUGAAAUGGCUCUGAAGACAAAUGCACUCAACCCACCACAUAAAUAUGUCCCAUGGGUCACCUUGAAUGGAGUUCACACAGAAGAUAUUGAAAAGAAUGCAGAGGCAGAUCUAACUAAGCUUAUAUGUGAUACUUACAAGGGAUCUUCCAAACCUGCUGCCUGCAACAAAAUGUCUGACUUUCAUCAUUCCUGGAGGGAGUUUUAAAUAGUUCUCUAUUGAAAAUUCU